CCAAAAGAUAAAUAUCCUGAUAAAAGAACUCUUGGAUAUCCAUUUGAUCGACCUUUCAAGAAUGGGUCGUUCGAAAAGACCUUCAAAGGAUUACGAAACACCGCGUACAGGGAUGUUUGUAUCCGCUGGGUUGAAAACUUCCCUGAUUUUACUGUUUAA
Molecule: messenger RNA, 159 nt
Organism: Acaulospora morrowiae
Lineage: Eukaryota; Fungi; Glomeromycota; Glomeromycetes; Diversisporales; Acaulosporaceae
Source: the annotation of a GenBank genome assembly